Messenger RNA from Colletotrichum navitas, 1873 nucleotides. RefSeq lists its product as uncharacterized. The transcript has a single exon. The record is from RefSeq and is a predicted model, not a curated record. Lineage: Eukaryota; Fungi; Ascomycota; Sordariomycetes; Glomerellales; Glomerellaceae. The coding region runs from base 15 to 581 and encodes 188 amino acids.
GGGAUUGCCCAGCGAUGCGUCUAGGGGUAGAUUGCAUAUUGACAAGCAGCAGACCCUUGCAGUCGCUGGGAGACACGUCCAAUCCAGUAGGUGCCUUUGCCACGGGGAGGGACCUUCGGGACGCAGUAGUCAUCCGUACCUACCUACCUUAUGGGAGGUGGGGGGGCCUGGUUGGUGAGAUGCCCGCUCUGGCCCUGGCCUGCUCUCUCCUGCGCGACAACAAACUAUUGAUGCCAUGUCAACGUUGUGCAUCUGCUGACACGAAUACCUGCAUCCGUUUGCCAAUCUUACAGCAUACGCGAAUGCACUCGCUGCAGAGACCUUGUGGAUACCACCUCUGGCGAGGACGAGGACACAGACGUCUUGGUCCACGGUAUCGCGGCAAAACCGGCUUCAACGGCAUCUCGCAGCCUGAUCCGCCGACUGGAUUCUGGUAUCCAACCAAACAACGCCAGGAUUCGUUCGCGCAUAUGGCCAUCCGUCGAGCCUCCUCCAUCACCAGUCUCCGGGCGACCGCUCUCGCUUCAUCACGCGCUGUCAGUCUGAAAAGGGAGGCUCAUCUGCUGUUACUACACGCAUAAUCGUUGCCAAGGCGCCAUUGUACUGUCAACCACCACCCCGUUCUUUCUUGCAACCGGAGCCCGGCUAAAAUCGGACAAAGCUGAAAGAUAGGCCUGCAGCCAUCGCAUGCAUGAGGCGUCUGUCAGAAGAGCAUCCGAUCGAGGCAAUGGCCAAAUUGCGGAUGGGGACGCCACCGCAAUUGAUUGUCAAGGCGACCAAAGCGUGGCUUUUGCUAGUGGAAACGAACUAGCGUUUUCCGUCCUGUUAGGGAAAAUGAAGAGAUAAAGGGGCUGCUGGAGUGGCAGAUUGCCUAUUACACUAUGGGGGAUCGGAAACCCCCGCGGUUUUGCGUUUCGAGUCGCCAACGGUUGUGUUGUUCGGAAUCGCACGACAAGACAAAGAACGACUUUACGACUUUCCGACCGACCAAAACCCGACAGCAUGGCCAACCCGCGGACGAUAAGGCUGAAUGGAGACACCCCAGGCUUAGCCAUGCGAAACAUUCCGCUGCCGUGGGUACACAGAGAGGAGCAUAAAGAGGGCCAUAAUCAGGGUUCUGUGGCUAGCUUGUCACAACCCAGUUGUACGGGAAGCCGACCGCCGACUCAUGUUCGAAUGCGCUGUUCCGCGGUCCGACGUUGUACGUUAUGUGAAGUGCUUGACGUCCUUGGCAUGAAAAUUGUCUUCUCAACGUCGUGGCUAUGGGAAUCGCCAUUCCAUCUUACAGAGCGCUGCAGUGCAUAUCCAUCAGCUCCUCAGAGUUGGGCUUUCGUGGACGACAGGGACCGGAAGCUCGGUGCCUGUCCCGAUAGAUGCGGGGCCGGCCGAUCGCCCAUCCCCGGAGUUGCCGCGUUAGUCUCGGGUCGGAUCGCCGAUAUGGCAUUCCGUGUAAUUCACAGCGUACUGGUACGGCCCGGACACAGCAAUCAAAUGCUCGAUCUUCCCAGAAAACCAUGACAGCUUCCUGCAGCCACCCGAACGCCCGCUGCACAGACGCCCCAACCAUGAACGCUAGCUCUUCAGAGGCAGUCCCAUACAGGGCAAUACGUGUUCACAGCAGGCGACUUUAACUUGGCAAUCGUACCUUUGAACGACCGGCAUUCUCGGGGCGAGCAGGUAUGACGAGAGUGAAGGAACGCGGACCAUCCACCGCUUCCCGGCCGUGACCCAACCGCUACGACGUCUACAACUGAGCUGUGCUUGAAGGCAAUGACAUAAUGCGCCUAGUAUGAGACAGCCAAAUGCAGCUUGACGUCUAGUUACGGCGACUCGGCAGCCUGACUCCGAGACAAACGGGGAGGGAAGCACGCAC